Odocoileus virginianus texanus is the source of this 2259-nucleotide messenger RNA. Lineage: Eukaryota; Metazoa; Chordata; Mammalia; Artiodactyla; Cervidae. The record is from RefSeq and is a predicted model, not a curated record.
CAUCACUCGGCGCGUGCCCGGGUAGCCCGUGGUAGCACCCAGUCUGAGGAAGUGGAGACCCGCGGGCAGGCGGCUGAGACAGGGGCCUGAAAGUUGUGGAAUCCCAAUUUGUGACAUCAGGUGUUUUUUGGAAAGCAGCCAUUUAUGACUCUAGAAGAUUGGGACUGAUAGGAAGCCCCUUCUGAGAUUUUACCAAAGUUCUUGAACAGUACUACCAUGGACAUAAAGCUGGAUCCCUCUCGAGAUGACCUGCCUCUCAUGGCCAACACCAGCCACAUACUUGUGAAACACUAUGUACUGGAUUUAGAUGUGGAUUUCGAAAGUCAAAUCAUUGAAGGCACCAUAGUGCUUUUCUUCGAGACUGGAAACAGAUUCAAGAAAUGGAGUAGUUCCACCGAGGUAGCCUGCCGAUCAGAGUCAAACGAAGCCUGCAGAUUUAGGAUGCCUGAACCCUGCCAGAUUCCUGUGACAAGUACAAAGACCUUCUCAUCUAAAAUAGGAUAUGAUGAUUUUGUAAUCUGUGGUAAAGGUGGAAAAGAUACUUCUGGUAAAGAUGGUAACCAUGACAACCAGGAACAGGCUUCUGGGAUUUCUAGCUCAAAGUACUGCUGUGACACAGGGAAUCAUGGGAGUGAGGAAUUUUUGCUAGUGUUGGACUGCUGUGAUUUAUCUGUGUUAAAGGUUGAGGAGGUGGAUGUUGCUGCUGUGCCAGGUAUUGAAAAAUUUACAAGGUCUCCCAAGCUCAGGAAUCAGAUUGUACAUGAACUCGCGGCUCUGCCUGCAGAUCGCUGGAGGGAGCAGUUCGACUCUUACGCUCGCUGCAGCCAGGCCCCUGGCUGCGGGGAACUCCUGUUUGACACUGACCCUUGGAGCUUACAGAUCAGGAAGACAGGGGCUCAGACAGCUGCUGACUUUCCUCAUGCCAUAAGGAUACGGUACAGAACCAAACCCCAGGGGCGAUCAGUCACAUGGACCUCAGACCAGAGUGGCAGGCCAUGUGUUUAUACUGUGGGAUCUCCCAUAAACAACAGGGCCCUUUUUCCAUGCCAGGAGCCACCCGUUGCCAUGUCAACAUGGCAGGCUACAGUUCGAGCAGCUGCAUCCUUUGUUGUUUUAAUGAGCGGGGAGAAUUCUGCGAAGCCAACACAGCUUCGGGAAGGCUACUCAGGUUGGCAUUACUAUGUCACCAUGCCAAUGCCAGCCUCCACCUUUACAAUUGCAGUGGGAGCCUGGACAGAAAUGAAGCCGGAGAUCUGCUCACCAAGUGGUCUGGCAAUAGAGAGAUCCUCCUCACCUUCUGAAGCUGACUUCAGGUAUGUUGGCUUUUGUGGUCACAUGGAAUACCCCUGCCGCUUCCAGAAUGCUUCUGCCACCGCCCAGAAGAUCAUUCCUCAUCGGGUCUUUGCUCCAGUGUGCCUGGAGCGUGCCUGCCAGGAGACCCUGCUGCCACUCAUCCCUCCUUGCCUCUCCGCAGCACACUCUGUCCUGGGAACACACCCAUUCUCCAGGCUGGAUAUACUCAUUGUCCCUGCCAACUUUUCAAGUCUGGGGAUGGCCAGCCCACACAUCAUCUUCCUCUCUCAGAGCACCUUGACUGGAAUGAGCCAGCUCUGUGGGACUCGUCUCUGCCAUGAAAUUGCUCACUCCUGGUUUGGCCUGGCGAUUGGGGCUCGAGACUGGACAGAGGAGUGGCUGAGUGAAGGGUUUGCCACUCACUUGGAAGAUGUGUUCUGGGCCAAGGCACAGCAGCUGGCCCCCCACGAGGCCCAGGAGCAGCAGGAGCUGAGGGCUUGCCUGCGCUGGCAUCGCCUCCAGGACGAGGUGCAGAACUCCCCGGAGGAAAUGCAGGUGUUGAGACCCAAUAAAGAAAAAACUGGCCAUGUGAGUGACUCAGGAUCAUCUGUCAUCAGACAUGGGCUUAAUCCGGAGAAGGUCUUCAUGCAGGUUCAUUACUUAAAGGGCUAUUUCCUUCUCCGGUUCCUUGCCAAAAGACUUGGAGAGGACACCUAUUUUUCAUUUUUAAGGAAGUUUGUGCACUCUUUUCAUGGGCAGCUGAUUCUUUCUCAGGAUUUCCUUCAAGUGCUGUUGGAGAACAUCCCAGAAGAAAAAAGGCCUGAGCUAUCUGUUGGAAACAUCUUCCGAGACUGGCUGGAGAGUUCUGGAAUUCCACAGCGGUUAGAUUCACAAUUUCUAAGUGACUAAAUGCAGAUGGUGAUUGCAGCCAUGAAAUUAAAAGACGCUUACUCCUUGGAAGGAAAG